AUGGCUUCGAGCAUUCUCCCAUCCAAAUUCGAUGGAGACGAUAUUGUCGCAUGGCUAAGAGAGUUUGAUGCGUGCGCUUUAGCCAAUGGUUGGAAAGACAAGGACAAAAUUAAGAAAUUGCCAGCGUUUCUACGAGGAAGCACAGCUACACAUUUCUAUGCAACCCCUGUCGCUGAAAGAGCUCCAUGCGAUGCCGCAACAAAAAAGCUAGAGCAAGCCCUGUGUCCGCCAGUUGAGAGGGAAAACUAUUUGAAAAAUUUGAAACCCAAAUGCUUUGCACUGGUGAAGAUCCAUCAGUUUACAAGUGGGGGUUGGAACAACUUCUACAAAAAGCCGAGCCCGACCUCGCUGUGGAAGCCAAAUCUGCUCUUUUGUCCCGCCAAUUCAUGCAUGGUCUGCCAAGCUCUAUACGAGGAAAACUUUUGGCUCACAACCCCACACCAACCUUAAGCAAGAUGCUAAGUUUUGUCCAACGUUAUCAAGCGCUCGAAGACGAAGGGGCCACUUCCCAGCAGUUAUAUGCCACAGCAAUCAAGGAAAACGAACCUCCACGACCAAAAGUUAUGUGUUUUCGAUGUGGAAAACAAGGCCACAUGCUCGAGAGUGUCGCAGUUCAAGCCAACGCCAAGACUGUUCCAAAGUGCAAUGCUACGAAUGCGGGAGAUACAGACACUUCGCCCGUGAAUGUGGGAACUAUGCGCCUUUAA
Molecule: messenger RNA, 707 nt
Organism: Paramuricea clavata
Lineage: Eukaryota; Metazoa; Cnidaria; Anthozoa; Malacalcyonacea; Plexauridae
Source: the annotation of a GenBank genome assembly